Messenger RNA from Rhododendron vialii, 1464 nucleotides. Its product is annotated as glyceraldehyde-3-phosphate dehydrogenase GAPC2, cytosolic. Gene Ontology annotation, molecular function: NAD binding; oxidoreductase activity, acting on the aldehyde or oxo group of donors, NAD or NADP as acceptor; NADP binding. Lineage: Eukaryota; Viridiplantae; Streptophyta; Magnoliopsida; Ericales; Ericaceae. The record is from RefSeq and is a predicted model, not a curated record. The coding region runs from base 179 to 1204 and encodes 341 amino acids. The transcript has 12 exons. Gene Ontology annotation, biological process: glucose metabolic process.
AAAAAAAAAAAACUUUUCUUUUUGCCCAAGACAGAGCAAGGAAAAACCGCUCUACAAUCUCCCCUUUAAAAUCAAACCCUAAUCACUCCACUUAUCUCAUCGCAAUCUCUCUCUCUCUCCCCUCACAUUUUCUCUUUCUAAAACCUAAAACCCUCCGUUACUUUCUCUCUCUAGACUAAUGGGUUCCGAUAAGAAGAUCAAGAUCGGCAUCAAUGGCUUCGGAAGGAUCGGUCGUCUGGUCGCCAGGGUUGCUCUCCAGAGAGACGACGUUGAACUCGUUGCUGUUAACGAUCCCUUCAUCACCACCGAUUAUAUGACGUACAUGUUCAAGUAUGACAGCGUUCAUGGCCAGUGGAAGCAUCAUGAGCUUAAGGUUAAGGACUCUAACACCCUUCUUUUCGGUGAGAAACCGGUUACUGUUUUCGGCCACAGGAACCCAGAAGAAAUCCCGUGGGGCGAAACCGGAGCUGAGUUUGUUGUUGAGUCUACUGGAGUUUUCACUGACAAGGAUAAGGCUGCUGCCCACUUGAAGGGUGGUGCAAAGAAAGUGGUCAUUUCUGCACCAAGUAAGGAUGCUCCUAUGUUUGUUAUGGGUGUUAAUGAGAAAGAAUACAAGCCCGAUCUUCACAUUGUCUCCAAUGCUAGCUGCACUACAAACUGUCUGGCUCCCCUUGCCAAGGUUAUCAAUGACAGGUUUGGCAUUGUUGAGGGUCUUAUGACUACUGUUCACUCCAUCACUGCCACGCAGAAGACUGUUGAUGGACCAUCAAGCAAGGACUGGAGGGGUGGAAGAGCUGCUUCCUUCAACAUUAUUCCAAGCAGCACUGGAGCUGCCAAGGCUGUUGGAAAAGUUCUGCCAGCGCUUAAUGGUAAGCUAACCGGGAUGUCUUUCCGAGUUCCUACUGUUGAUGUUUCGGUUGUGGAUCUCACUGUGAGGCUUGAGAAGGCGGCUACUUACGAGCAAAUCAAAGAGGCUAUCAAGGAGGAGUCAGAGGGCAAACUCAAAGGAAUUUUGGGCUACACUGAAGACGAUGUGGUAUCCACAGACUUUGUGGGUGACAGCAGGUCGAGCAUCUUUGAUGCCAAGGCUGGGAUUGCUUUGAGUGACAAAUUUGUGAAACUUGUGUCUUGGUAUGACAAUGAAUGGGGUUACAGUUCACGAGUGAUUGACUUGAUUGUCCAUAUGGCUUCUUGUCAAGCUUGAUGCUGACGGGAUGAGAUGAUAAAAUGCCUCAUUUUGAUUUUUGUGUUUCUAAGAGUUGGUUUUUGGGCCGCUGAGGGUUUUUUUAUUUGGAAUAAAUCUCGAGUCUUUUAUGGUGUGAUUUCUUGUUAUGAACUCUGAUGCCAUGGAAAUUAUGGCCCUAAAUUCCCGUGGAAUCUUUGCCUUGUCUUUGUUUCCCUUCGUUGUCCAGAGGGAAAUUAAUGCACAAUUUGGUAUUGAUAUGUGAGUUGUGUUACUUAUAA